CAGCCAUAAAUAUACACACUGUAAAAAAUCAUCCACAUCGUACAGAAAAUCUAAAUAUUAGAGCAAGAGUACACGGUAAAUAAUUGUCUGAAUCAUCUGACAAUGAUAUAAAUUAUUGUAAACAUUGUGCAAAGAAGAACUGAGCUGUGAUAACAGUCAGAGGGAAUCACUGCUAUGGCAGCAGAGUUGCAGCAGUAGGUUUGAGAAGUCGCUCUUCUGCUCCUCCUGCAUGUGCAGGGUGGUUAGACCUCCAAGAUGGACAUAGGUUGGAUCAGAAUCCUCCUCUCCACUAUCUCCAAGUCCAGCCUGCAAUGUUAGUUCAUUCUGUUGGUUGGUUUCACUGGCUUUGAUCAAAAUAAUGAUGGUCCAAAUUCAGCCCAGAUUAAUUCAGCUGAAAACAAUGCAAUCAUACAGUACCAUUCAGAUCCAGUCAUGUUCAGACUAAUAUACAAAGUCAGCUGGUCAUACAGAACCAACAGGUAGAAUUUCAGGAAGCCCAGCUGAUGACAGUUGAGUUACACUUAGUAGCAUUAUUGGUUUAAAGGCGUAGGACAAUGUGCUGGAAACUUUCAUGUGUAUUGCUUCCAUACUAUAGAUAAUUGGCUUUGUAUUUAUUUUGUAAAGAUGUCUAGUUGACUCCAACAUUUCCUCUGAGUACUAUUACAGGCAGUUACAGAACCGAGACUGAGUCUAGUCCAAUAAGGGCUUUUAUUGUGAAGUUGAUCGUACUGCGCAUGUGUGGAUGACCAGGAAGUGAUCAUAGGGAGCAGCUGACUGAACCUUUAUUGAGCUUUUUCACAGCACUUUACACUGUAGCUUCAUUUACACACCAACACGGAGAUCGGUAGACAACUUGAGGUUAAGUGCCUUGCCCAGGGGCACAUCGACAUGUAGCAGGAGGAAACUGGAAUUGGACCCACAACGUUUAGAUUGCAAGACCACUACUCUCCCUACGGAGCCUCGGUCGAUCUCAGGUUGCUCCAGCAUCUGUGGACCUGAAGCCGUAUUUCCUGCUACAGCUCCACCAUGACCACCAAGUCAUCUGUGUCUCUGCUUCUGUUCUCCUGGUCCAGAUUCAGGUUCUGUGCAUCCAGAGCCCCCUGCUCCACAUUCGGACCAUUAAUCCAGACAACUCCUCCUUCUCACAUCUCGGUCUGCAGACGCUCUUUGUCCAGUACCGUUAAAGUGCGCUCCUAUCUUCAGUAUGUAAAACGUAAGAUCAAGUCCCCUCCCAGUCCCCCGUACAGCCAUGUGUGCCAGGUAGGAGAUCCUGUCCUGCGUUCUCAUGCAGCGGCUGUUGACCCAGCAGCCAUAACGGGCCUGGAGAUCCAGAAGGUGCUUGGGACUAUGGUAAAAGUGAUGAGGAAGCUGGAGUGCGUAGGGCUGAGUGCGCCUCAGAUUGGGGUGCCGCUCCGCAUCCUGAUGCUUGAAUAUCCAUGGAAGCUUUUUGAGGAGGUUUCUCCUGCAGCCAGGGAGGCCCGCGGUCUCUCUGUGCAGCCCCUCAGGAUCUUUGUGAACCCUGAGCUCCGGGUUCUGGACAGUCGGACAGUGCUGUUUCAGGAGGCCUGUGAGAGCAUCUCGGGCUUUUCUGCUACGGUGCCUCGCUACCUGUCAGUGGAAGUUUCUGGGUUGAAUGAAAAGGGUGAAGCGGUCACAUGGCAGGCCAGCGGCUGGUCAGCCCGGAUCCUCCAGCAUGAGAUGGACCACCUGGACGGGGUCCUGUACCUUGACCGCAUGGACACCAAAACCUUCAUCAAUAUCAACUGGCAGGAGCACAAUGAAUAACAAGGCCCCGUCAGCCGGCCCAAAGUAUAAUGAAGUGGCAGGCAGACAGUUGAAAUGGUGUUCCUCAACAACAUCUUGUUGCUUUAAACCUUUGAGUUUCUGUCAGCCCCAGCUUGAUGGUGAAAAGCUGGAAGUACCAAGGACAAGUGGACUUUCACCAUGUGUCUGAAGAACCAAACGGGUCAAUUGUGACUAUAAUAAAAUAUACGAAUGAUAAGA
Messenger RNA from Girardinichthys multiradiatus, 2004 nucleotides. It is a transcript of the gene pdf, whose product is annotated as peptide deformylase, mitochondrial. The record is from RefSeq and is a predicted model, not a curated record. NCBI's taxonomy places the organism in Eukaryota, Metazoa, Chordata, Actinopteri, Cyprinodontiformes, Goodeidae. Gene Ontology annotation, cellular component: mitochondrion. Bases 1027 to 1785 code for a protein of 252 amino acids. The transcript is spliced from 3 exons. Gene Ontology annotation, biological process: N-terminal protein amino acid modification; peptidyl-methionine modification. Gene Ontology annotation, molecular function: peptide deformylase activity.